This is a messenger RNA of Branchiostoma floridae (Florida lancelet), 2028 nucleotides long. RefSeq lists its product as uncharacterized. The record is from RefSeq and is a predicted model, not a curated record. Lineage: Eukaryota; Metazoa; Chordata; Leptocardii; Amphioxiformes; Branchiostomatidae. Bases 1 to 2028 code for a protein of 675 amino acids. The transcript has a single exon.
AUGGCGGCGGCCCAACAAACCAUGCUGACGACCUUGAUCCCCGAAAUGGACUGGAAUGCAGAUGACCCUGUCAAAACGUUUAAAAAAUUCAAACAAAGGAUCGAACUGGCAUUCAAGACCUUCCUGAAAGACGCCACCGACGAAGAAAAGGUGAGCUACUUACUCUUAUUAGCAGGAGACGAUGGGCUUGAGAUCAGAAAUAGCUGGGACCUAUCUCCAGAACAGGAAAAAGAUCCAAACAAAAUCCUAGAGAAGUUCGAGAAACACUUAGAACCUAAGACAAACCACAGGAUUUUCAGAUAUGAGUUCCAAAGCAUGAGGCAAGGGCCCGAAGAAUCCAUCAGUGAUUAUAUGUCAAGGCUAAAAAACGUGGCAGACAAAUGCAACUUCAAAGACAAGACAGAGAAAGACGGGAGACUGCUAGAUCAGAUGAUCUGGGGAUGUGCAUACAAAAAGGUACAGAAGACCCUCAUAGGGAAGCAUGAACUGACCCUUGCGGCAGCCGUAAAGGAAGCCGUACAGCAUGAGUCUACAGAGAAGUGCAUGACAACGUUGACAAUCUCAACUCAAGCUAAAGAAGCAAAAGUCGAUGCCAUCUCUAGCAGAAAGCAUACUCCAAGCUCAAAACAAAAGGCAAGCUACAGGCCUCCACAGAAACAGAGUUCAAACAUCUGUAGAAAUUGUGGUACCGAGCAUGAGUUUAAUGACAGGAAGAAGUGCCCAGCACAUGGUUCCACUUGUAAUGGUUGUGGAAAGCCAAACCACUGGAGGAAAAUGUGCAGGUCAAAGGGCAAAUCCAAGCCACAAGAAUACAGGGGUUACAGAAAGGCUAAUCCAAAACAUGUGCACUACCAGCAAGCAGAGCAGUACUCCUCAGGAGAAGAAACACUGUCGGUAGGUGCCAUAUAUGUCCAUGAAGUGGAGCAUGAGAAUAAUGUACACAGUAAUGAAGCGUACACAACUUUCCAACUCAAGAAGAAGAUAGGAAAGAAGACAACAAACAUCAAUCUGCGAUUGAAGAUAGAUACAGGGGCUCAAAGCAAUGUCAUGCCGGUAGAACAUUAUCAACAGAUAUUCCCAGAGAACAUGACAAAAGGUGGGGAAGUCAAAGCAGGAACCCUCACACCAAGCAGCACUGUAUUAUCAGCCUAUGGUGGAGACAAAAUCCCACACCUGGGGAAGACAACCAUCUCUGGAAAACACAAAGGCCGAGAGGUCAAGUGUACUUUCUUUGUGACCAAAUCCAAGGGACCAAGCAUCCUCGGAUUGGCAGCGUGCCAGCAGCUAGGCAUCAUCACAAUCCAUGAGAUUCAAGCUACCCCAGAGGAUGGCAAGAUCAAAGAGACGGUGCCGAUCAAGGACCGCCCUGCCAUCCACAACAAGGAACAACUAAUAAAGAUGUACCCGGAAUGUUUUGAUGACACGGUAGGGUGCUUUGAAGAGGAGUACCACAUCACUGUUGACCCAGACGUAGAACCAGUGAUACAUCCACCUCGCAGAGUGCCACUAGAGCUGCGAGAGAAGCUGAAGAAACAGCUGGAAGAGAUGACGAAGAAAGGAGUCAUCAGCGAGGUCACACAGCCAACAGACUGGGUAAACUCCAUAGUAAUAAAGGAGAAACCCAAUGGCAAACUGCGGAUCUGCCUCGAUCCCAGAGACCUGAACUUGGCACUCAAGAGGAACCACUACCCUACACCCACUCUAGAAGAGAUAACACCCUCUCUGGCAGGAGCUAAGGUGUUUAGUAAGCUGGACGCCAGCAACGGGUAUUGGAAUAUCAAAAUAGACGAAGAAUCUUCGCUGCUCACGACCUUCAACACGCCCUACGGCAGGUUCAAGUUCAACCGCCUCCCGUUCGGGCUGAAGGUCUCGCAGGACGUUUUCCAAAGGAAGAUAGACGAAACGUACAAAGGGUGCAAAGGAACAAUCGGAAUUGCUGACGACAUCCAGGUGUACGGGAAGACAGACGACGCUCACGACUUCCAUCUGCACGAAGCGAUGGAGAAGACCAGGCAAGAAGUCUCCUAG